UCGACAGUCUGCGGGGUGGGGCGUUAGACGUUCCUCCAUUCAUUGCCCAAUGCCCCAUGUAUUCAAGAUCAAGAUGGCAGCCUCCGUGUGUCGGUGCUAUGAGCUGGUCGGAAGACGUCUUCUACUCCUGCCAUCCCGUGCUGUCUUCUCCUCAUUCAGUAGAGGAGAUGCCUACAGAAUUGGUUGGUCUCCGGCUGUCCCUGUGCAGGUGCGGUAUGCGUCAGAACGACCUAGUCGUAAAGGCUUCUUCAGGGGGUUUGUGGAGAACCUGAGGCAGGAGUUUGGGAAGGACAAGGAGAUGAAGGAGAACAUCAAGAAGUUUAGAGAGGAGGCCAAGAGGCUAGAGGAGUCGGAUGCCCUGCAACAGGCUCGGAGGAAAUUUAAAACAAUUGAAUCAGAGACGGUAAAGACCUCUGAGGUGUUCAAGAAGACCCUGGGGACUCUGUCAGAGACUGUGAAGGAGGGCUUUGAGGAAGUGACCCGUACAGACCUGGGGAAGAAGAUCAAGGAGGGGGUGGAGGAGGCAGCCAAGACGGCCAGGCACUCUGCUGAGUCUGUAUCCAAGGGAGGAGAGAAGCUGGGAGCGACCAGCGCCUUCAGGGCCAUCUCACAGGGAAUGGAGUCAGUGAAGAGAGAGAUUGAUGUGGUAGACGAUGGUACCUAUAGGGCUCCUUCUCAACUCAGGAAGAGAAGUGAAUUCUCCUUCAAGGGAGGGGAGAGUGACAACCGUGUCUUUGAGGCCAAUGAAGAGGACAUAGGUGUUGUUCUGCACAAGGAUUCUAAGUGGUACGCACAGUGGAAGGACUUCAAGGACAAUAAUAUGGUUUUCAACAGGUUCUUUGAGAUGAAAAUGAAAUAUGACGAGAGUGACAACGCCCUUGUCAGAGCAUCUCGAGCCGUGACCGACAGAGUCACCGAUCUACUAGGUGGUCUCUUCUCGAAGACUGAGAUGUCUCAGGUGCUGACCGAGAUCUUAAAGGCAGACCCCAGCUUCGACAAGGACUCCUUUCUCAAACAGUGUGAGAAGGACAUCAUCCCCAACAUCCUAGAGGCUAUGAUCCGUGGAGAGCUGGAGGUCCUGAAGGACUGGUGUUAUGAAGCUACAUACAGUCAGCUGGCCCACCCUAUCCAACAGGCCAGGGCCCUGGGUCUAAUGUUCCAGUCCAAGGUCCUAGAUAUAGACAACAUAGAUUUGGCGAUGGGGAAGCUCAUGGAUCAAGGCCCUGUGCUGAUCAUCACGUUCCAGGCCCAGGUGGUCAUGGUGAUUCGUAGUCCCAAGGGAGACCUGGUGGAAGGGGAUCCAGAGAAGGUGUUGAGGAUGAUGUACGUGUGGGCUCUGUGUCGGGACCAGGAGGAGCUCAACCCCAAAGCUGCCUGGAGACUACUGGACAUCUCUGCCUCCAGCACUGAGCAGGCUCUCUGAGAGACCAGGGAAGGAGAAGAGACAGAGGGACACUCUUAGGACACACACACACACACACACACACACACACACUCAACCCAGUAUACAUACACACACAACCCAGUACACACACACACACACACACAACCCAGUAUACACACACACACACAUACAUGCACACAACCCAGUAUACAUACACACACACACACACAACCCAGUAUACACCGCAACAUCACACAGCCCGUCAGGAGGACAUGCACAGGACGUGGCAGCGUGCCACUCUAAAGAAGCACACUGGAGUGUGUGAGUGUGUGGUCCUGGGAACAGAACAGUGUGUUUUCCGUACAGAGGAGGAGGUCUCCAUGUAAAAGGACAGUUUGUUUUCACCAAGUGACUCUAAAAACAAAGCGCCUGUGUCUCUUUCUCUCUCCAUCUCUCUCUCUCUCCUCUCUCUCUCUCCAUCUCUCUCUCUCUCCAUCUCUCUCCAUCUCUCUCUCUCCAUCUCUCUUUCUCUCUCUCUCCAUCUCUCUCUCUCCUCUCUCUCUCUCCAUCUCUCUCUCUCUCCAUCUCUCUCCAUCUCUCUCUCUCCAUCUCUCUCUCUUUCUCUCUCUCUCUCUCUCCAUCUCUCUCUCUCUCUCUCUCCAUCUCUCUCUCUCUCUCCAUCUCUCUCUCUCCAUCUCUCUCUCUCUCUAUCUCUCUCUCUAUCUUUCUCUCUCUCUAUCUUUCUCUUUCUCCAUCUCUCCCAGUGGAAGAGUCCAUGCUCUUUAAUGCUGGUUGCCUGUUUUGGAGCAGAGGGAUCCUUCGAAUAGUCAUAUUUAAGCCUAUUUAUGGUUAAAGCUCCAUCCUGUCAUGAGUCUUCAACAAGAAGAAACUUAGCGUAUUUUAAAUGAAUAUGUCAAACACCGCUUCUUAGCAAGCUAGGCUGGCACCACAGUCAGGUUUGUCAUAAGGCCACUACUACUUCAGCUGAAUAAUUGCCAUUUCACCUUUUGCACUUAUGUUGUCAAUACCUCCACAUGUACGUACAGGGUACAGUACAGAAGAUGGCUGCCAGCAACAGCUACAUUCCUACUUUUUAUGGCUGUUUUUGAGAUUUGUUUAUUUAUUACAUAAGUUUGUUUGACUGUAUUACAAGGUUUUCACAUCAGGAAACCAGAAUACUGGUAAUUGAAAUGAUUAUUUUUGUAUCCAUAAUUCUAACUCAAAUGGAUAUUUCUGAAGUGCUUGUGGUUGGUUGUAACUAACUGAUUUCAGUGUUUGAUUCAUUGUGUUUAACGUUACAGAACAAUGACCAGCAUUAUGAUGUGAAGAGUUGGUUGGUUCUAGCAUGAAGAAAGCAUUUUGAAAUGGACAAUCAUAUUUCAGCCGUCUAUAUAAAUAGCAUGUACAUGUAAUGCUCUGAGAUGGACUAUUCUACAAAACAAUUGACCACAUUGUAUAAAGUAUGGUUUAAAUAUGGCUUGAAAGGAUAUAGGACUUGGAGUUUUUAUGGAACAACUUGGACCAUGAAUGUGUUGACACAAGGUUAGUUUCUAACUGACUAUAGAUCUGUUUCUAACUAUAUUAACCAGAUUUUUCAGGUUUAGCUGUUGACAGAUGAGGUCAAUUUGAAGGCCUAGAAUCAGAUUUCCCUACGUCCAGUCAUAUAUGUAACCAUUAGGUCCCUAUGCCCAAUCCUAUACGUAACCUUUAUGGGGUAUACAUAUAUCUGAUCCUGGAACAGGGGAUGGGGCAACUCCUAGAAGCUCACAGGAUGUUGAAGUGAUCAGCCCUUGUAGUGGCAGAAACCUCAUAUUACACAGCUUAUUUAAGACCAGGGUUUUUAGUGUAAAAACACCUGAUUCCACGCUUGGUUGAAUCCUAACUUGAGACACUCAUGCUCAACUCUGGCUCAUGCAAACAUUAAUUCAUGUUUAUGGGAGAUUUGUGGAAAUUGAGGUACACGUGUGGAUCUCAAGUUAGGAUUCAACUGCGAGAGUAUCAAAUUUGUUUACAUCCAUCCACUUAAUUUGAGUCGACCAAAAUAAAUGUUUGUAUUUUUCCCAUUUUUGUUGUUGGUUUUUAACAAUGACAUAAAACAAUGUGUUUUACUUCUGCCAUGAAUAAAGAAUGCUGUAUGAUGCUGAA
Molecule: messenger RNA, 3529 nt
Organism: Salvelinus fontinalis (brook trout)
Lineage: Eukaryota; Metazoa; Chordata; Actinopteri; Salmoniformes; Salmonidae
Product: mitochondrial import inner membrane translocase subunit TIM44-like
Exons: 13
Coding region: 50-1423 (457 amino acids)
Biological process (GO): protein import into mitochondrial matrix
Cellular component (GO): mitochondrial inner membrane
Molecular function (GO): protein-folding chaperone binding
Source: RefSeq, a predicted model, not a curated record